Messenger RNA from Triplophysa dalaica, 4593 nucleotides. RefSeq names its product fidgetin. The coding region runs from base 404 to 1624 and encodes 406 amino acids. The record is from RefSeq and is a predicted model, not a curated record. The transcript is spliced from 2 exons. Lineage: Eukaryota; Metazoa; Chordata; Actinopteri; Cypriniformes; Nemacheilidae.
UUCUCAGUUUCAUUUCAAACACGCAGUAUAUCCAGUAACCGGUGUCAUCUUUUCUUUAUACACUUAUUUACGGUUUCAUUAUUUAUAGAUGUCAGCCAUGCGUAUGCAUUCCUUAUGAUUAUCAUUAUGACGCUUUUAUUAUUAUUUGCAAUUUAGCCUCAAUACCUUUGAAUCCCUUCUCAAUUUGUGUGUUUUCCCAUUCAAGUCGUUUUUUUCAAUCUUUUCGCUCGGAUGUUUCCUUCAUGUCGGUCGUGCAGGAUUGAUUUUCAUUGCUAUGAUAGCGUUUUCCCCGCUCGCGUCAGGGGAGGGAGUUGAGAUUGGAGGUUACGGACCGCAAUCAUGUCGCGCGCGCCGCGGUCAGCGCAACUGCUGCGCGGGCGCGUAAUAAACGCCUGCUGCUCUGAUGGGAUUCUGGCGGGAAAUCAGGCGUGAGCGCGCGGUUUUGGGAGUUGGUGUGACGAUGCAGUGGAGCCCCGAGCAGUCGCAGUGGGCGGAGCAACACUAUGACAUCACCUCCACCACCCGUUCUCCAGGACGUAAGAUCGAAGUACUCCGAGAUCCGAGGUUAACAGGUUCGUCCUCCGCAGCGUACCACCAUUCAUGGGCCAACGAUGACAUUUCAGCUCUGACUGCAUCUAACCUGCUCAAGAGGUACGCCGAGAGAUAUUCCAUCUUGGAUCUACCCUGCGAAAAUGGACUUAUGGGAUAUCCGGACGCAGCCGUUUCUGUUAACGUUAACGGUCCGGGUGUGGCGAACAACGGCCCGCCACUUCUCAAUGGCCGAAAGAUGGAGGCGGAGCCUUGGCUUGAGACCGUGUACACCCCUUUGGGCUGUGUUUCCGAACUUCUUCCUAAAGCACCUUUAAGUGUGUCCGAUGUGUCUGUGUGUAACUCACCCAUUGUUGGCAAUGGUAGCCUAUCCGAACCUUUCUCCAGCAGUAGCUGUACCAGUCAAAGCGGAAAUCAGGAAUACAGCAGUGCCCUCUUCAGCACGCCAUACCUGCAGCCUUUAGGCACGUAUGGCGGCUCUCUUUUCCACCCCACCCCUUCCCACGCCAGUCUGGUGCCAGCGUACAGUGCCAACACUUCACCUAGCCUAGCCGUGUACAGUUACCCAAACACACGGUACCCUUCGCAGGCCAUCCUACCGACCGGCUUCAGCCCUCCACCUCAUCCGUCAGGGUACCUGCCCCGGGGUAUCACUCCUCCUAAUCCCUUACCAGCUGUUGGAUUCUCAUACCCUACCACCAACCUAGGUACAAACACCUCUGAAAGUGAUGCCCCAAGUGCUACCAGCCAUACGAAGACAUAUUACCCAUCAACCCAGAGGGAGAUUGGAGUGUUUGAGGAAUUCAGCUUUCCUGAAAACGGCAAUUCUGACUCAAGGUCUGGAAGCAGUCCGCUCUACAGGCUUUCAGGGGAUGACUCGGUAGACAAGCGGACUGGCUUUAGCCAAUCAGCAGACGUCACGUCAUCCUUAUCCUUCAAGCCGACCAAUCACGGAGACUCUCUCAGAAGCCUGGAGUCUCUGACGGUAGCCAUGAUUGGACAGAACAACGGUACCUCAACCUCAGCUGUUCCCUCUCACCAACACCUCUGCCUCGACACGAACACACCCUGCUGAGCGCUCGUGCUCGCUCUCUACCCGUGGUGCUUGAGCUGACCGUGCGUGAGAGCUCCCCCUAGUGGACAGGAGAUAAAAGAGCGGGACUUGCUCAAAGCCAUAGCGUAGGGGCUCAAGAUCGGCUGUUCUGGUUGCUGAAGACCUGGAAGAGGACAAUUGUGUUCACGGCCCUUCCGAGCUGAGCCUAACAGUGAGACACUGACAUACACAGAACAGACAGAUCCGUGUAUGAAGGACACACAUAUCUGAGUUGGAGAGAUGGAGAGAGUACAGCAAGGAAAUAUUUAUGUAUAAUGGAUGUGUUUCGGGUGCCAUGGAGAUGAGGCGUCCCAGUGUGGUAGUUGGACUCGGUUUGGUUGGUUAAUCAUAUUGCCAUGGUGUACAUUCAUUGUGUUUGUGUUUGUAGCCUUGUGGAGGUUAUUUAUGUGGUGAGCUUAAUUGUUAAUCCAGUUCCUCUAUUUUCACAGGAGAAUUAACAGAUCUCGGCCAUUAAUAGAAUCUGUGUGUGUGUGAGGGCGAGAGUGAUAAAACCUCAGGAAAGUGUCUGAUAGAAAUGGCUUGUCUGUAUGUGAGAGAGAGAAGCACAGAGCGUUUCCACACACGCCACAAAACCAAGUUGAGUCCAUUUUUUUAUUGAACUUUGUUUGUAUGCACGUUCAUUGGUUCAUUUACAGUCAUGUGUACAGUCUGUGACACUUUGAGCAUCUCUCAUUGUGAGUGUGAUCAGCCCAGAGCCGGUAGAUGCUGUAUUUCACGAAUUAUUUAUUAUUAAUAAUUAUUAAUUAUGGCAUUCAACCAGACAAUGGUGGAUUGGUCAACCAGUAGUGUUGAGUAUUUGAAUCCUGUUUGGAAACAAUCAAUUGUUGGAAGUUUGGAAAUAACAAUUCUUAUACUCCACAACUUUCAAUUAUUGACACUUUAGGUCUUAUUUAAUCUAUAUUGCAACCAGUUUUGGCGGUCUCUCAAAUCGUACAGACUGUCUUUGAGAAAGAAGCAGGCUGAGACAAUAUCACACACAUAAAAAAUGGAAUUUAGACGUAUUCGAUAUUUAUACCAAAAAGAAAACAUUGCUUAACGGCCAAGUGUGAAACUGCUCAGUGAGAAUGAAAGAGCGCAUGCCUUUUGGAUGGAUGUUCAUCCUCGCCUAAGGCUUUGGGCGCUUUUAAAAAUAGCGUUGAGUUAACUUCAUCACAAACACUGGAAGUAUGCUUGGCUGACCUCGCAACCGAUGUGUCUGUUUACUUCCUUCAAGUUUUUACGAAAUCCCACCAAAGGGAAUAAAGAUAUCGUGCUUGUUUCUGAAAGUAAAUCACCAAAGCAGCAGUGUGGGAGCCGACUCGCACGGAGACGUUCAGCCAAAAGACGCUCCCUCUGUGUGAACGCACGCGGGUGGAUUUUAUUUCCAUGCUGUUUCAGUUCAGGAGGGUGAAUUGACUUCAUUCCAGGAGACGAAUGGUAGGAAUUCCUUGAAAAGGCUGCGCAAAGAUCCACGGGGUUGAAAUUGAUUUGUGAAUUGAACCAAAUUGAAUUUCCUCUGCUGAACUGGACACAACACACCUCCAUCCCGCUGAUGAUGAUUCUCAAAGAGAUACGUCACUGUAUUGUGUUAUCAUGUGCUCGCUAUGUGUAUUUGUUUAUUUUCCACUGAUUUGGAUGCAUGCAUCUACAUGCAUUUUCUAGAUGAAAACACAGGUGCUCCCUAAGUUUCCAGAAGUGCCAUUUCUUUGUUUUAAAAGGAAAUAUUUUUUCUUCCAUCAUGUUUUUUGUCUUGCUGAUGUCUGAAAGGAUUUUUUUUCGUCCUGACUGCAGCUUUUCUGAUUUUGACCAACUUCAAGGGGACUUUCAUCGGUCAUGUUAAAAGAUUGUAAGGGAUUAAAACUAUAAUGGAGACUUAUUUCCACCCACAAAACACAAUGGACCGUAGCAUUCUAUGCAAAACACUGUCAUCCUCAGCAGCUCUGUUCCAAACCAGAGAUGAUGUUUGAGGGCAUCAUUCACAACAUAAAUGCUGUUCCAAGAAAUAGAUAGAAAUAAUAAUCUGGUUUAUAAAAAAUCAAAUUAAUAAAUGAACACAAUAAUAGAAGGUCUCAGACUGCUUUGUAUGUAUGGAUUUCGCAUUAUGCAAUCCCAGAAUGCACAGCAGUCAGCUCAGUGGAAAAUGUCCAAAUAUGGUCAACAAAAUGUUGAGAAAUGUUACUGCAAAAUAUAGUCAAGUAUGAUUUUUUUGUCUAAAAUAUUCUUCUUUGAAAAUAAAUCAUUUCCUGUUUCAUCCAAGAUUUGGUUUGUUUAUUUGAGAAUUAAGCAGUUGGCAACAGAACAUCGGUCAGCUGUGAGCUUUAAUCGAGUCUCUUGUGGGUCAUUUGUGUGGUGUGAAAGUGACUGUUAACAGUUUCUUUGCAUCAUUCACUCGUGAGGGUCCAUAGCCGUUGGGAUGCUGCCUAUGUAGACAGCAUUGCAGCUCAUUAGAGUUUGAAGAAAAGCUUUUGUCACAAGACACAAAGAUUUCUCAACACAGGUCUAUCUGCGUGUAAGGAUCUUUCUAAGAUGCACCCUGAAGAAAAGAGUGUUACAGGACAGUGCAUAUGACCAAAGAAACGGAUCAUAAAAGACUGUCUGGAGACAGCAGAGGUUAGAAUAGGAGCACUUGGCAUCUUUUGAUGAGUUUCUGAUGAGAUUUUUUUUAUCACUGAGACAACCCGAACACCAAAAUACAUGCCAGAAAACCUCCCGUGGUGUGUUCGGUGUGCCCAACGACACUGCAUUACUACUUCACAUCCCUUUAGUGGCUGAUCACUUCUGUUCUUCAGUCCACAAAAUAAAACAGAAAUGUCUUUUACAGUGUAUCUAAAUACAUGAAACACAUUUAGAGGUGUGUUAUGAGUUUAUCAUGAAUAGGUUAUGAGUUUUAAUGAAUGGAAUGGACAUGGAGUGAGUGUAUAUGCAGUUGUCUUUGUUGUGUUUGUUUUCAU